AUGAAUUGCUCUGAACCCCUGACUUUCCUGAAGCCAAUGCAAAUGUACCUUGCAUAUGAAUUUGUCACAUUCUCAUGGAACUGGGGCGGUGGCGCACCAGGAGGCACGGUCGCCGAGAAGAAACACGAAGGCGAAGUCUCCAUCACGUCUAAGCGCGGCAACAAGGUCAAGAAGAACGCAGAGCCAAACAACCCCGCGGUCAAGAUUGAGCGGUCGGGAAACGACGUGGUCAAGAAAGCGUCUGAACUCAACAUCGUGUCCAAAGCGAACGGAACCGGGAGCGGCGGCCAUGACAAGGGCAAAGACGAAGCCAAGGAGAAAAAGGCCGGCGACAAGAGAAAGCACGACGGAGAGACCGACGGCGAGAAGAACGAGGACAACGGCGACGGCAGCGGUGGUGGUGGUGGUUUAGAAGAGAACGCCGAGGGCAAGACUGUGCGGCCCGGCGGCAAGACAGACAAUACCGCGAAGAAACAGAAGAAGGACGAUACUGAGAAAAAGGACGAAUCAAAGAACACCGAGAAGGGAAAGGGCGGGCGACCCAAGAAAAGCGAGGGCGCUUCAUCGCCAAAGCCGAAGAAGAAGAAUUCUACGCCUAGGUCCACCGAGGGCAUUGCGUCGCGGACAAGGAGCCAGAAGAAGUAA
Molecule: messenger RNA, 645 nt
Organism: Exophiala spinifera
Lineage: Eukaryota; Fungi; Ascomycota; Eurotiomycetes; Chaetothyriales; Herpotrichiellaceae
Exons: 2
Coding region: 1-645 (214 amino acids)
Source: RefSeq, a predicted model, not a curated record